AUGGUGGUCUUAUACGACGAGUCCGAUCCUCAUAUUCCAAUUGACGCUUACCCUAUGCGAAGGACUAGCGCGAGAUUGAAGAAACAGGGGACGAGCGAGAAAUCGAAUCACACUCUGAAAAGGAAAGCAGAUUCACCAGCGUCCGUCAGCAAAAUGGUUGGUACGGGUAAGAAGAAAACGACCCAGAAGCUUCGUGAGUUCAUUGGGGAUAGCAAGGCACCAGAAGUCACCGAUGGCUGUGAUGCGGCGGCCGAUGUUCAGAAGACUGUUCAUGAGUCACCGGAGGUGCUGGCCGAUGAGAAGCUUCCUGAGUUCAUUGGGGAUAGCAAGGCACCGGAAAUGCUAGCGGAUGGCUGUGAUGGUGCGGCCGAUGUUCAGAAGGCUGUUCAUGAGUCACUGGAGGUGCUGGCCGUUGGCUGUGAUGGUGUCGCCGCUGUUCCGAAGAAUGUUCAUGCCGAGGUGAUAGAUACUCUUCGUGCUUUCAACAAGCACUACCUCCAUUUUAUUCAGGAAGAAGAGAACCGAUGCGCGAGGCUGGAAGCUGAUAAGAAGGUCACAACAAAGGACACAAAAUCAAAGAAAGUGUCUUCAUCUGAAGACUAUAAAAAGCCUUCCAAGCGACCUGAUUUGAAAGCUAUAACGGAGAUGAUGAAGACUGGCGCUACUUUGUAUCCCGAUAAGAGAUUUGGCUCCAUUCCAGGUAUUGAUGUUGGUCAUCAAUUCUUUUCACGGGCUGAAAUGGUUGUUGUUGGAUUUCACCAACAUUGGCUCAAUGGAAUUGAUUAUAUCGGGAAAACUGCUGCUUCUGGGAGAAAGUCACGUAAAUCAUUGGAUCUGAGGCAGUACAUGCUCCCACUUGCUAUAUCCAUUGUGUUGUCCGGACAAUAUGAAGAUGACUUAGACAACUGCGAGGAAAUUGUGUACACCGGGCAAGGUGGAAACAAUUUGCUUGGGGAUAAACGCCAAAUCAGUGAUCAGAAGCUUGAAAGAGGCAAUUUGGGGUUGAAGAAUUGUAUGGAACAGUCUGUGCCUGUUAGGGUGGUUCGUGGACACAAGUGUUCGAACAGCUACGUGGGCAAGGUUUAUACAUAUGAUGGCUUAUACAAGGUUGUUAAUUAUUGGGCAGAAAAGGGAGUCUCUGGUUUUACAGUUUACAAGUAUCGACUAAAGCGGCUUGAGGGACAGCCACCUUUGACGACGAAGGAGGUAGUGUAUUUUACUAGAGGCCGUAUUCCCAAGUCCUUGUCCGAAAUUAGAGGACUCGUGUCUGAAGAUAUUACGGGGGGACUAGAGGAUAUUCCAAUCCUUGUCACUAAUCUGGUUGACGAGCCUCCAAUUUCACCAUUAGGUUUUGUUUACAUCACGAACAUGAAGUACAGCCCGAAUAUAAGUGUUCCCACGAUUGCUCCUGUGGGAUGCGAUUGCAAAGGCAGCUGCACGGAUGCCAGGAGGUGUGCUUGCGCGAAACUUAAUGGUGGAGAUUUUCCUUAUGUGCACCGUGAUGGUGGAAGGUUGGUUGAGCCUAAAGCAGUGGUGUUUGAGUGCGGACCAAAAUGUGGAUGUGGGCCUAGUUGUGUCAAUCGGACCAGCCAACAUGGGCCUAGGUUUCGAUUUGAGGUUUUUAAGACUCCGAAAAAGGGUUGGGGUGUCAGAUCAUGGGAUUAUAUUCCCUCUGGUGCUCCUAUAUGUGAAUACAUAGGCCUCCUCAAGCGCACUGCAGAUUUGGACCCUUCAGCAGAUAACAGCUAUGUCUUUGACAUAGAUUGCAUCCAGACCAUGAAGGGUCUGGAUGGACGAGAGGUCCGGCUUGCUGAUGUGUCAUUGCCAUCUCACUUGCUAAAGUUUAAUGAAGAGGCAUCCGAGAAUGUUCCAUUUUGUAUUGAUGCCGGCAAAACGGGCAAUUUCGCUCGGUUCAUAAACCACAGCUGCCAACCUAACCUAUUUGUCCAAUGCAUGCUCUCGAGUCACCACGAUCUAAAGCAAGCCCGGAUUAUGCUGAUUGCAGCCGAUAACAUACCGCCACUGAAGGAGCUAACAUAUGACUAUGGCUAUGCCUUGGACAGCGUCAUGGGGCCAGAUGGCAAGAUACAAAAGUUAGCAUGUUUUUGUGGUGCAGAAGGGUGCCGAAAGCGGCUGUUUUAG
Molecule: messenger RNA, 2142 nt
Organism: Striga hermonthica
Lineage: Eukaryota; Viridiplantae; Streptophyta; Magnoliopsida; Lamiales; Orobanchaceae
Source: the annotation of a GenBank genome assembly